Trematomus bernacchii (emerald rockcod) is the source of this 2040-nucleotide messenger RNA. It is a transcript of the gene acot9.1, whose product is annotated as acyl-CoA thioesterase 9, tandem duplicate 1. Bases 161 to 1465 code for a protein of 434 amino acids. Gene Ontology annotation, cellular component: mitochondrion. The transcript has 17 exons. Lineage: Eukaryota; Metazoa; Chordata; Actinopteri; Perciformes; Nototheniidae. Gene Ontology annotation, biological process: acyl-CoA metabolic process. The record is from RefSeq and is a predicted model, not a curated record. Gene Ontology annotation, molecular function: fatty acyl-CoA hydrolase activity.
AAACACCAACCCGGAAGCUGUUCUGGUAGUCCUGACUUGCCCUGGUACCUUGGCACCGCAGUACCCUGGAAAGAAAAUCUGUCACUUUUCUCCUUUUUUACCGAACUAACCCGAUUUGUUAGUCCCCUGAACCGUUCACGGUGCCACCCGGGAAACUACAAUGCUUUCACCGAGGUUCCUGCUCCUGCGGUCGACCGCGUCUUUGACCUCCAGGUCAUUUAGCGGGGGGGCCGUGCUGAAGCAGGGCAAGGCGCCCGACAUGGCUGAAGGAAACCCACUUUUGCACGUGUCUAAUGUGAGAAACAGGCUGAGAGAAAUCGUGGGAGCUUCCACAAACUGGAGCGACCACCAGCAGGCCAUGUCUGAGCGCCUGUCGCUCUCCGACAUGUUGGCCAAGUCUCAGGACGACCUCCCCCUCAAGAGGAUGAAGGACAGCAGGCUGGAGGUUCACCUGCCUCUGGGCUCAGAGCCACAGCUCAGGGAGAAAUACCUCACCUUCCACAACACUGUCAGGUUUGGUCGGAUCCUGGAGGAUUUGGACAGUUUAGCAGUCCUCAUCUCUUACUCUCACACCUACAAUCCGGCUCUGAAGAAAACCCCUCUGUCCAUCGUCACCGCCCUGGUGGAUAAGAUUGACAUGAGGCAGCACAUCAUCUACCCUGACUGCGACAUCAAGUUCAGCGGUCAUGUGACGUGGGUGGGAAAGACUUCUAUUGAAGCCAAGAUGCACAUGUCACAGUACCAAAAUGGAGCUUAUUCCCCGAUUCUGGAUGCAACUUUUGUCAUGGUGGCCCGCGAUCCAGAAAACAAGAGGGCAGCUUAUGUAAACCCGCUGAAGCCAGAAGGUCCAGAGGAAGAGAAACUUUUCCAGGAAGGAGAAGCGAAUAAAGUGCGCCGUGUGGAGCUGAGCACGGCCUCGCUGCUGAAGGUGGCGCCGACAGACGAAGAGAGGAAGAUCGUCCACGGUCUGUUCCUCAACACCCUCGACACAAAGACGGUCAGUUUCCGCAGCAGACUCCUGCCUCCGAACUCUGUGUGGAUGGAAGACGCAAAACUGAAAGGACUGGAGAUCUGCCAUCCUCAGGAGAGGAACAUCUUCAACAGGAUUUUUGGAGGUUUUCUGAUGAGGAAAGCGUACGAGUUGGGCUGGGCCAACGCCUGCUCCUUUGGAGGAUGUCGCCCCAGCCUGAUGGCGGUUGAUGACAUCCUCUUCCAGAAACCCGUGGAGAUCGGAUCACUGCUGCUGCUCUCAUCUCAGGUGUGUUACACACAGGGGAAUCACAUACAGGUGAGAGUUCACAGCGAGGUGUUCGACCCUCUGACCCGGCAGCACAACACCACCAACGUCUUCCACUUCACCUUCAUCUCCGACCGCGAAGUCCCCAACAUCAUUCCAAUGACAUACGGAGAGUCGAUGCUUUACCUGGACGGAAAGAGACACUUUAAUCAGACCGUGGAGCCUUGAAGGCAACAUGUCUGCCACCUGCCUGCCAAAGCUUUUCUGUGUGUGUGUGUGUGUGUGUGUGUGUGUGUGUGUGUGUGUGGUCAGUGGAGAAGAAUGAAUGCACUUCAUUUAGUAUACAUCCUUUUUACAUCACGUCUUGUUAUCUUUACACACCUUACAUGGAGAAAAUGUUUAAUUUCUGUUACUCUAUUUGUUCUGUUGGUUUAUAUUUUUGAUGAAAAGAAAACCUAUACUUUACAACACAGAUUUUUUAUAAAUGCAUUUAUAUUUUAUUUACUCUUAUUUAGAACUUCUGUUCGUUUGACAACCAGUCAGCGUAUACAUCUCUUAAACAGUCAAAUUAUCAAACGUUUACUUUCCAUGUCAUAACUCCUUGCAGUAUAUUGCUUUACAAUAUGUUACAUUUUAAUAUUCCACUGUCGCUCAUACGCACAAAACUUUUUGUCUUUCCUUUUUGUCUUUCCUUUUUUUAAGUUGAAUGAGAAUGAGCUUCAUUAUGAAUGUGUCAAACUUGCAAUAGCAAGUGGUUUAUUUACUCAAAUGCAAUAAAUGAAUUCGUAUUUAUCCCGACUUUA